Messenger RNA from Fonsecaea multimorphosa CBS 102226, 600 nucleotides. RefSeq lists its product as uncharacterized. The transcript has a single exon. The record is from RefSeq and is a predicted model, not a curated record. The coding region runs from base 1 to 600 and encodes 199 amino acids. NCBI's taxonomy places the organism in Eukaryota, Fungi, Ascomycota, Eurotiomycetes, Chaetothyriales, Herpotrichiellaceae.
AUGGCUCCACUGCAAGUGAAUCCUAGCCAGUAUACCAAUCUGGAAUAUCUUCUAAUCCAUACCAUAUAUGCACUUUCUUUUUGCAUCCUUCUCUGCAUUCUCAUCCUCUUCCGCCAGAUAAGGAACCAGAGUAACCGGUCAGAAUUGAGGAACCACAGAUCAGAAUCAGCUCAGGAAGACAGAGAUUCCAAGCAAACAGAUCAGCAUCUAAUGCACUCGACCAUUCCUUUGAAUUUACGACUAUCGACAGAAUCCUCCCACCGAGUCCGCGACUCUACUUCAAUGCGAUCAGCUCCCAUCACAAGCGGGUAUCUGGCAGCCAAGGCAAAGCUUGAGAACGCGAGAAAGGUGGACUUUGAAGUGAGGGCCAGGGCCCGAAAACACGAUGUCGUGGCAGACACAGCCCCAGGCGACGAGACACGCAGCAUCGUUGACGACACUGGCUCCGCAUGGAGACGACAUUCCUACCCACCACCUUCGCCUCAGGGCAGUCUGCUCAGUGAGGACUGCAAAUUUGACGGGACGGAACAUUUCUGCGAUGGCCAAGAUGCUCGAAUUGUCUGGCGGCGACGGACAUUGACGUUUGAGGGAAGGCGUUGA